Thlaspi arvense is the source of this 366-nucleotide messenger RNA. NCBI's taxonomy places the organism in Eukaryota, Viridiplantae, Streptophyta, Magnoliopsida, Brassicales, Brassicaceae. The record is from the annotation of a GenBank genome assembly.
AUGAUCACCAUCGUGGAAUGUGACGGUAUCAAGCCCUCCGUUCUCCGAUCAAUCCCCGUCGUUGACUUCAACUCUAAAGACUGCGUAAAAUGCAUCGUUUGCCUCUCUGAUCUCGUCCACGGAGACAAAUCUAGGGUUUUACCGAGCUGUAACCACUGGUUUCACGCCGAUUGCAUCGACACGUGGUUUCGUUCUCACUCCACCUGUCCUAUCUGCAGAAAGAGAGUUAGUUCGGUGCAGCGAGGAGCCAGACGCGAGAGUUUGGCACAAAACCACGACCCGAGUUCCGAACAUCCUGGGCUCCCGACCGAACCUCCUCCGAACAUCGAUGGUUGUGGUCGAUAUCCAGGCGGAUUAAGAUCCUAA